AUGAGCUUUAAAUCGCGAAUCGGUCAACUAGCUCCAAUGGUAGACUUCAGUGUGAGUAAUGUAACAAUAGAAUUGGACCAUGAGCAGAUAGAGAAAAUUCUAGAAGACUUUGAAGACACGGAAUCAGAAUCGGAAAUGAUGUCGGAUGACGAGAGCCCGAAUCCGCUGCAAAUGUUUGCUGAGGUAGCUGGAAAGGUUGCACGAGAAGAAGGUCUGCCAUAUUGA
Molecule: messenger RNA, 225 nt
Organism: Caenorhabditis briggsae
Lineage: Eukaryota; Metazoa; Nematoda; Chromadorea; Rhabditida; Rhabditidae
Exons: 1
Coding region: 1-225 (74 amino acids)
Source: RefSeq, a predicted model, not a curated record